UCUAUGGUAGCGCUUGUUUAAUUUUUCAGUUCAUUAAAGAAUCAAUUUUUCUUCUUCAUAUAGAACAUCGAUUCAACACUGUUAAGAGAUACAACAAAUAGUAACUGAUGUUGAGUGUAAGACAUAAUAUAGUGAGAUCUAGGUCUCUGUUGUUGAGUAUACCGAUAAGGUUUAACUCUCUGAAUGUCAAGAAAGAGGUUAGUUCCAGACAAGCAGAAAUCGAUAAACAAGAAGCAGCCAAGCUUGCCAUGCAAUCAAUGAAAGAUAUUGGAUCAUUAUUCUCAUCAGGAUCAGAUGAUGCUACCCAACCUAUAGAUAGCACACCUAUAUUCCAAAAUCCUACUUUAUUUGCAUCAUUGAGUCUUUUACAUCAGGGUCAAGUGUUGGCUGAAUUACAAGAUAAGUUCAAUAAGAAAUGGACUAAAUUAACUAAGGAAGAUAAAUUAUUAGGGUAUUAUAUAUCAUAUGGGAAUUGGGGCAGUCGUGAAGAUUUCAUAAAUUGGAAGAGUUCAGACGAAGCACCAUAUGAUUUGCCAUUUAAAUUACCUACUGCUAUCAAAUCUACUAAUCCUACAUCCACUACUAAUAUUCAAAAAUUGGAACCAAAUAUAUUAGCUGAAACUCCAGUCCGUAUAAAACAAUUUGAUAUGAAGAAGAUGGAUGGAGUUUCUAAAUUUUUCAUUUACUUAACUGUGUUCAUUGCUAUGUUAGCCAUUUAUAGAGAUAAAAACAUUGGAGAAGAUGGUAAACCUGUUACAUUAGAGAUUCAAGAUCAACAUGAAAUAGAAAGACAAAAGAGAAUUGAAUUAGAAAAGAAACAAGAAUUCGAUCGUCAAAUUCAAGAAGCUAUUGCAUUGGAAAAUGCUAAAAGACGUAAAUGGUACUACUUAUGGUUGAAGUAAGUAUCCAGACAGUAAUUGUAAAUAGUUAUAUAUUAAGUAGUAUAGUAAAAGAAUUAAAUAAUGACAACAAAAAACCUUAUUAUAUAAAUACACUGUGACAUAGAAAACAAAAUAUACAUGUAUAAAAUAUACCCUUUCCCAAA
Scheffersomyces coipomensis is the source of this 1045-nucleotide messenger RNA. RefSeq lists its product as uncharacterized. The record is from RefSeq and is a predicted model, not a curated record. Gene Ontology annotation, biological process: mitochondrial electron transport, cytochrome c to oxygen. Lineage: Eukaryota; Fungi; Ascomycota; Pichiomycetes; Serinales; Debaryomycetaceae. The coding region runs from base 108 to 902 and encodes 264 amino acids. The transcript has a single exon.